Messenger RNA from Homalodisca vitripennis (glassy-winged sharpshooter), 1120 nucleotides. Its product is annotated as syntaxin-5-like. Gene Ontology annotation, molecular function: SNARE binding; SNAP receptor activity. Lineage: Eukaryota; Metazoa; Arthropoda; Insecta; Hemiptera; Cicadellidae. Gene Ontology annotation, biological process: endoplasmic reticulum to Golgi vesicle-mediated transport; intracellular protein transport; vesicle fusion. The record is from RefSeq and is a predicted model, not a curated record. Gene Ontology annotation, cellular component: Golgi membrane; endomembrane system; SNARE complex.
AAAAGGAAUUCCAUAAAAUGACAUCUCGGGACAGGACACUUGAGUUCAGCAAUGCGAUCAGAUCGUUGGCGAGUCGACAAGUGGUGCGAGCCGUGGCAGCUCGUGAUCCUCGCAAAGCCAAGCACAUUCAGAGCUAUGGCGAGUUCAUGGUCAUUGCCCGCACCAUCGGAAAGAACAUCACAAGUACUUACACCAAGCUGGAGAAACUCACACUACUGGCAAAACGGAAAUCUUUAUUCAACGACCGGCCGGCGGAAAUACAGGAAUUGACAUACAUAAUCAAAGAGGACCUGAACAGUCUGAACCAACAGAUAGCUAGACUCCAGGAGGUGUCGAAGGCUCAGAGACAGUCGGUGGCCACCGGUACCAGACAACACUUGCUCUCUCACUCCUCCAGUGUUGUGCUCGCCCUCCAGUCCAAGCUGGCAAACAUGAGCAAUGAGUUUAAACUGGUGCUGGAGGUCAGGACCGAGAACCUGAAGUUGGCCAAGAGUCGGAGAGAACAGUUCUCACAAGGUGCUGUGUCCCCCUCCCUCCCCCCGUCAGCCAUGUCAGGACACCACCAUGGCUCCGUUCUGCUUGCUGAUGAGCAAGUCAGUAUAGAUCUGUCCCAACCACGAACCCACCAGCAUAUCAUGCAGUCUCAGGCACUCAUCUACGAUGAAACGGACCAGUAUUUAUCAAGUAGAGCAGAGACGAUGCAGAAUAUUGAAUCCACGAUUGUGGAGCUCGGUGGUAUCUUUCAGCAGCUUGCACAUAUGGUCAAGGAACAGGAGGAAAUGGUUGAGAGAAUCGACGCGAACGUUGCAGACGCAGAACUCAAUGUGGAAGCUGCUCACAAUGAAAUUGUCAAGUAUUUCCAGUCAGUAACAAACAACCGGUGGUUAAUGAUUAAAGUUUUUGCUGUUCUGAUAUUCUUCUUCAUCUUUUUUGUUGUCUUUUUGGCGUAGCCCUUGCCCCAUCCUCUUUGGACAUUCCGGUUUUUGGUAACUAUACAGUGUACAAUUUUCCAAAUGUAAUAUAGACCAAUAUGAACUGUUUUAUAAUACUUGUUAAUAUUUAUAUAAAGUUACUAUAAAUAUAUUAAAUAAAAUGUAAGUAAAUUUUAUUCUUCCAUGUA